CCCGAACCAUGUCCAGGACAUCCUACGACAGAUAUCUCACUGUAUUCUCGCCGGAAGGCCGCUUGUACCAAGUCGAGUAUGCAUUCAAGGCCAUCUCUGGAUCGGGACAUACGUCGGUUGCUGUACGUGGAAAGGACACCUCUGUUGUAAUUAUCCAGAAGAAAGUCCCGGAUAAGCUCAUCGACGCAUCUACUGUCACUCAUCUCUUCAGCAUCACCCCCUAUAUUGGCUGUGUCAUGACGGGUCUCAUAGCUGACGCAAGAGCACAAGUCGCGCGCGCUCGCUCGCACGCUGCCAACUUCCACAAAGACUUUGGUUACGAGAUCACGCCGGACGCGCUCGCCAGACGAAUGGCCAACCUCAACCAAGUAUACACCCAACGCGCAGCCAUGCGCCCUUACGGAAUUUCUAUGAUCCUUAUCGGUAUUGACCCUGAAUUUGGCCCGCAAGUCUUCAAGCUUGAUCCUGCAGGGUACUUCGUCGGCUUCCAUGCAACCGCCGCUGGGCAGAAGCAACAAGAAGCGAUGAACCAUUUAGAGAAGAAGUGGAAGAAAUUGGAUAACGGGCGGGGUGCAGAUGAUGCGAUUGCCGCAGGCAAGACACUCAACAGGGCAGCAGUCAUCGAGAUGGCGAUCGAGGCGCUGUCAACAGUAUAUGCGUCGGACUACAAAGCCGGUGAAGUCGAGAUUGGGAUCGUAUCGACCAGCGAGGAUGAAGACCCUAAGACACGCGGCAAAUGGCGCAAAAUGGACGAAGCGGAGGUCCAGCAGUACCUGACAGCGUACGCAGAGAAGGACUGAGUAAUUCCAGAUCGCAAUGCAUACCUUGUACUUUUUACACUGUCGGGGUCAGGAGAACCGAUAAAUCAUUGAGGCGACGGCUC
This is a messenger RNA of Heterobasidion irregulare TC 32-1, 883 nucleotides long. RefSeq names its product threonine protease T1. The record is from RefSeq and is a predicted model, not a curated record. Bases 9 to 800 code for a protein of 263 amino acids. Gene Ontology annotation, cellular component: cytosol; nucleus; proteasome core complex. NCBI's taxonomy places the organism in Eukaryota, Fungi, Basidiomycota, Agaricomycetes, Russulales, Bondarzewiaceae. The transcript has 7 exons. Gene Ontology annotation, biological process: ubiquitin-dependent protein catabolic process.